Symbiodinium natans is the source of this 354-nucleotide messenger RNA. The record is from the annotation of a GenBank genome assembly. Lineage: Eukaryota; Dinophyceae; Suessiales; Symbiodiniaceae.
AUGUCUGCGAAGUUCUGGAUUGCGGCGUUGUGGGCGCUUGCCCCACGAGGCCUUCACGCCCUGCGCACGCAGGAGGAGCUGGCGCUCGGACUCGGCCUCGUCAGCGGCAACGAGACCAACUUCCUGACAGUCAGGAAGGACUACGAGCCCUUCAUUCGACGGGAGGUCGUCGGCGCUGAGACUGCAGCGAGUUGGCUGCGGCAAGGCUUUACACCUUUCGGCCGCCGAAAGGACUGGAGCUUGACAUCCAGCCUCGGCAUGCAGGAGGCCAUCGUCUCCGUGCUCUACGAUGACCUCCAGCACACCAAGCAGCCGGUGAUCGACGUUGGCUCCGGGCACCUUGCAUGGAGUUAG